This is a messenger RNA of Hevea brasiliensis (rubber tree), 1303 nucleotides long. Its product is annotated as protein SRC2 homolog. Lineage: Eukaryota; Viridiplantae; Streptophyta; Magnoliopsida; Malpighiales; Euphorbiaceae. The record is from RefSeq and is a predicted model, not a curated record. Bases 214 to 1044 code for a protein of 276 amino acids. The transcript has a single exon. Gene Ontology annotation, biological process: defense response.
CAAAAGUCUCGGAAGUAGGGAUAAAAUGGUAAAGAAAUCGUAUCACGCUGCUUCAUCUCCUUCUUUUAGAUAAAACAACCCCCAGUAAGGACCAUUCUGCAAGACUGCAACCUAUUUAAAGAGGUAACUCUAGAGCUUAAAAUCGCCGGCAAAACACCGAGUCUGAGUAUUUCGCCUUUCUUAUUUACUUCAACUUCACAUUUAUCCUGCAAAAUGGGUUCUCGCUAUGAGGUCGAAGUAACAAUCACGUCAGCCAAGGACCUAAAGAACGUCAACUGGCGCCACGGCCCACUGAGGCCGUACGUAGUCGUUUGGGUUGAUCCAAACAAGAAAUGCUCCACCAGAGUCGACGAGGAAGGUGAUGCAUGUCCUCUAUGGGAUCAGACCCUUGUUAUCUCCUUGCCGCCUGGCCCAAUUCAGGAUCACACUCUCUACAUCGACAUCGUCAACGCCGGUGCUGAGGAAGACACCAAGCCGCUGAUCGGCUCCGCCCGACUAAAACUCGUCGACGUUCUCGAUGACGUCGGCGUUGGCGAACGAGCUAAGCGCACUCUCCAGCUCAAGCGUCCUUCAGGUAGACCCCAGGGGAAAGUCGAUGUUAAAGUUUCGAUCAGAGAACCACGGUAUCGUGCGCCUGAUGCGUACUACCAGCCACCUUACGGUGUCCCACCACCAUCAGCUUCGAGAGACUACCCAUAUGGAAGUCCCUACUCUGCAGCAGCACCACCACCACCACCAACAAAUCCAUACUAUGCAGCGGCGCCGCCCACUGGAUAUCCGUACGGUGGUUACAACGCGCCACCUCCACCAGCACCCUACGGUCAGUCAAGUUACGAUUACGGUCAGCAGCCCGUUUAUGUUCAGGAGGAAAAGAAGAAAAGCAAGUUUGGUGGGAUGGGGACUGGAUUGGCUGUGGGCGCGGUAGCUGGGGCUUUAGGUGGACUGGCAUUGGCGGAGGGCUUUGAUGCGCUGGAGGACCAUAUUGCUGAUGAAGCAGCGGAAAAGGUCGAGGAUGACCUUGGCUACGAUGGUGACGACUUCUAGAGACUGCCAUGGGAACUUUUUAUUUUUAUUAAAAAAUUAUUAUUAUCCUUUCGCUCUUCGAGAGCUAUCAAGAAACUUAGCGCCGUUAAGGUUUGGGAAUGCUCCCAUGCUUCAUGUCGUCGUCAUCAUCUUCUUCUUCUUCUUAAUUACCUAAAUUAAUCGUGUUGUGCUGCAUAAUCAAUGUGAUUAGAUGGGUCCCAUGUCUUGUUAUCAAAUUUGAUAUGUCACAAAUUCUAUAUUAGUUUCUUUGUUUUUGCAA